Molecule: messenger RNA, 1945 nt
Organism: Heterocephalus glaber (naked mole-rat)
Lineage: Eukaryota; Metazoa; Chordata; Mammalia; Rodentia; Bathyergidae
Gene: Clec14a
Product: C-type lectin domain containing 14A
Biological process (GO): cell migration
Cellular component (GO): extracellular matrix; external side of plasma membrane
Molecular function (GO): extracellular matrix binding; extracellular matrix protein binding
Source: RefSeq, a predicted model, not a curated record
AGGAGGAGAGGGGACGGGGGGAGCAGGGUGGGGAGCCAGCUGCAGAGGGCGGCGACCGCGCUCGGAGACCGCUCGGCGCUCUCGGUCCGACAGACCUAAAUUGGGAGCGGCUGCGGGCACAGGCCUCCGAGAUGAGGCUGGUGCUCGCCCUGUGUCUUCUCUAUCAGGCGCUCUGGCCCAGGCCUGGCAAUGCCGAGCACCCCACCGCCGACCGCGCGGGCUGUCUAGCCUCCGGGGCCUGCUACAGUCUGCACCACGCUACCAUCAAGCGGCCGGCGGCAGAGGAGGCCUGCAACCUGCGCGGCGGGGCGCUCAGCACGGUGCACGGGGGCGCGGAGCUGCGCGCGGUGCUCGCGCUCCUGCGGGCAGGCCCCGGGCCUGGAGGGGGUUCCAAAGACCUGUUGUUCUGGGUGGCGCUGGAGCGCGGGCGUUCCCACUGCACCCUGGAGAGCGAACCCUUGAGGGGUUUCUCUUGGUUGACCCCCGACGCCGGUGCGUCCGAAAGCGACACCCUGCCUUGGGUGGAGGAGCCGCAACGCUCCUGUACGGUGCGCAAGUGCGCGGGACUCCAGGCCACUAGAGGGGCAGAGCCUGCAGGCUGGAAGGAGAUGCGUUGCUACCUGCGCGCCAAUGGUUACCUGUGCAAGUACCAGUUUGAGAAUUUGUGCCCCGCGCCGCGCCCAGGGGCCGCCUCUAACUUGAGCUACCGCGCUCCUUUCCAGCUGCACAGCUCAGCGCUGGACUUCAGUCCUCCGGGGACCAAGGUGAGUGCAACCUGUCCUGGGGAGCUCUCCAUCGAAGCCACCUGCGUCGAGGAAGAGGCCGGCGCACGCUGGCAAGAGCUCCCCUCCGGAGCGGUGCUCUGUCCCUGCCCUGGGAGGUAUCUCCGUGCUGGCAAAUGCGCUGAGCUUUCUCACUGCCUGGACGACUUGGGAAACUUUGCCUGUGAAUGUGCUGAGGGCUUCCAUCUGGGAAAGGAUGGAAGCUCUUGUGUGACCAAAAAGAAAGGACAGCCAGGGCCUGGGGCGACCAAGGUGGCCACCUGGAGCCAGCAGGCCACUGCAGCCAGCCCCAGAGUCCAGAAGCCAGGAGAGAGACCACCCAAUGCCACUGGACAGGGCAGUUCCGCAGCAACAUCUGUUCCUGAGGUUCUUCAGUGGGGAGCACAGAGCACGAUAUCUUCCCUUCAGAUAUCCUCUCACGCCAAGCCCACAGUCUUCCUCACUCCAUCCAGAAGCAUGGUCCCCGCAUUUAAUUCCACACCUGCCUCAUCCAGGCCCCAGGCUUUCGACUACUCUACCACUGUGGUCUCCAUACUUGUAAGCAUGGCAGUGGUAGUGUUGGUGAUCCUGACCUUGACAGUACUGGGGCUUUUCAAACUCUGCUUUCAAAAGAGGCCUCAGCCCAGGAAAGGGCAUCUGGCCCCUCAGGGCGUGGAGUGUGAAGCUGAGCUCUCCAGCUCUGCGCAGUGCACGGACAGUGGGGUGAAGGCCAGGGACAGUGGUCUGCAGGGCAAGGCAGAGGACUCCUCACUGGCAGGGUCCUCUCUUGCCUCCUGGGUCACAUAGGAAAACAAGACACAGGCACUCUUGUGAGCAGACUUUGUCACUUUCGAUGAAAGGGGAGAACUUGUUCGUGGAAUAUCCCCCUUUCUGAAUUUUCUCACUCCACCAAGGAGCUAAGUCCUCACAGAGCACUUAUUCCCUGGUACUGGAGAGCAGGUGGUACUGGAGGGCAGGUGGUACUGGGAGAGGUAUUAUGUUCUGGAGAAUUUGGAGAACUGAUGGAACAUUUUAAGACAUUGGAGGCAAAUAGAAAACAACAUAAUUUUUUAGAGUUCAUUUUUAGCAAAAUGGAAAAAAAAAUCUAUCUAUAUUGUUCAGGCUGAGAAUAUAUUGCUUUGGAGUUCCCAGGCAAAAAAAUAAAGGAUUUUUGAUAACUCAGA